AUGGGCGCAGGAGAACGAGCUCGCCGCCGCUGCAGCACGCUAGGCAACUGUCGCGGCCACAGACUAUGGGAAGGAGGAGGCCAACAAGGCAGGGGCGAUGUCAAGUUGAGAUGCGAGCAACACCGCAUCGGAAUGAUGAAGGAGAGACUGCGUGACUCCAAGGUGAGGCCGGCGUUGCAGCAGCAAGCCGAGAGGAGCCUCGCCGGCAAGAGGGCCCUCGUCACCGGCAGAACCAAAGGAAUCGGGCGCGCGAUCGUGGAGGAGCUCGCGGGGUUUGGCGUACGGGUGCACACCUGCUCCCGGAGCGACGCCGACCUGCAUGAGCGCCUGCGCGGUUGGCAGGCCGGCGCGGACGCCGGCCGACUGCGCGGCCGCGUCCCGGGCUCCGCAUGCGACGUCUCCGUGCGCGGCGACAGGAAGCGGCUCGUGGCCACGGCCCGCGCCGAGAUGGGGGGCAAGCUGGACAUCCUCGUCAACAACGCCGGCCAGUCCUUCUACGGGGCGGCCACGGACUACGUUGUACGGAUACUUCAGAAAGCGCGCGUAUCCAGUUGGAUACUGCCCCGAUAUUCGGAUACUGCCCCGAUACGGUGA
Triticum turgidum subsp. durum (durum wheat) is the source of this 594-nucleotide messenger RNA. The record is from the annotation of a GenBank genome assembly. Lineage: Eukaryota; Viridiplantae; Streptophyta; Magnoliopsida; Poales; Poaceae.